This is a messenger RNA of Sinocyclocheilus rhinocerous, 1011 nucleotides long. Its product is annotated as ufm1-specific protease 1-like. Bases 203 to 955 code for a protein of 250 amino acids. The record is from RefSeq and is a predicted model, not a curated record. Gene Ontology annotation, molecular function: deUFMylase activity. The transcript has a single exon. Lineage: Eukaryota; Metazoa; Chordata; Actinopteri; Cypriniformes; Cyprinidae.
CAUUAUUAUCACGCUUUUAUGUGUGUAAAACAGAAAAGAUCGCGAAUUUGAGGCGGAACUGUUUUAGAACGAGCUCAUACACCACAGGGAAGAGUUUCAGAGAUGGACGCGUGCGAGAGAGCUGUCAUGACCACAUGAGACGUUUAUUCGUAUUUUUUAGUAUGUGAACGCUAGCUAUCGGCGCUGAUAUACACGUACUGACAUGGAAGAUACGGGAAAAAGAGGGACACAGAAAACUGAGUGUAUAGAUUGGGGUAGACUAGUUUGUGGACAAACGCCGAUAACAGCCAAUAACGAAACACGGAAGGAUAUAUUAGUAAUGAAUGCCCAUGACGGACUACCUCAGCCGUCUCCAGACUGUGACAGAUGCUCGGUAAUAUCAGGAGAGUGUCUCUAUUAUCAUUAUGGUUGUGAUGGCAAAGAUGACAGAGGUUGGGGUUGUGGAUACAGGACUAUUCAGACAAUGGCUUCAUGGUUGUGUCUUAAUCAGCCUCUCACUGUGAUCCGCAGACACCCGCCUAGUCUUUCUGAAAUACAACAAACUUUGGUGGAAAUAGGGGACAAACCCGAUUCAUUCCUGGGUUCUAGGGAGUGGAUUGGAACAUUUGAGGCAAGUCUUGUUCUUGACCAGCUCUAUGAUGUUCCCUGCCGCAUACUGCAUGUGCGAUAUGGCAAGGAGCUUGAUCAAACUGUAGAAGAUCUUCAUGACCACUUCCUUACCCGUGGGUCGCCAGUUAUGAUGGGAGGAGACAGGGACAAUUCCUCUAAGGGGAUCUUAGGUGUGUGCACUGGUAAAUGGGGGAGUUAUUUGCUUGUUAUGGACCCUCAUUACUUCGGCUGUCCCUUGGAUAAAAAGUCAUUGCAAAGUCAAGGUUGGGUUUCAUGGACAGCAGUUGGUUCUUUGGAUCGGUGCUCUUUCUACAAUCUUUGUCUCCCUCUUACUGCUAAGAAGUGACAGUGGCUGUUUCACCCAAUCACUGAAUAAAAUAAUAACUAAAUAAAAAUGGCAUU